AUGGAUGUUGUUGAUCAGGAAAUUCACUUCCAAGAAGAAAUACUUAUGGAGAUCCUCGGUAGGUUACCCAUGCGGUCUCUUCUUCAAUUUAAAUGUGUUUCAAAAUAUUGGAAGGCACUAACCUCUGAUCCUUACUUUACGAUGAAGCAUCUCAAUCAUGCCAAGAGUGAUCGAGAUUCAAAAAAACUUAUUAUUCACCAACGCUGCCCUAAGGAUGGUAUAUCAUCCAUGUAUUGUUGUUCUUUAUCGUUGGUUCAACUGGUUGAGAAUGUACAAAAACUUGAUUGCCCUUCAGCCUCUAAACCACGGCGUUGUGCAGUCUAUUGUUCUUGCAGUGGCUUGGUUAUUAUCUGUGUUACUGAAAAUAGUAAUGAUAUACGCUCCAUACUUAUGUUGUGGAACGCUUCCAGAAGAGGAUCAGUAGUACUUCCUGAUCCACAAUUUCCACUGCAUGGUUAUAAUUUGGGACUGGGUUAUGAAUCCACCAGUGGUGACUAUAAGAUCCUAAAAAUUCGCUAUCUCGUAGAUGGUAGAAAAGAACCUGGUGAAAUUUUCGCGUUGAGAAGUGGUUCCUGGAGAAAUAUUGAUAAACAUCAUACUGGAAGUUGCAGUCAAAUGUGUGGUAUGGAUUCCACUUUGGCAUUUGUAAAUAAUGCAUUUCAUUGGAUUGGUUAUUUUGAGGUUUCAAGAACUCAUUCUCUGGUCUCAUUUAAUAUUUCAAAUGAAGUGUACGGAGAGAUACCAUUGCCAGAGCAAAUACCACAUUUGUAG
This is a messenger RNA of Lycium ferocissimum, 771 nucleotides long. RefSeq names its product putative F-box protein At3g16210. The coding region runs from base 1 to 771 and encodes 256 amino acids. The transcript has a single exon. NCBI's taxonomy places the organism in Eukaryota, Viridiplantae, Streptophyta, Magnoliopsida, Solanales, Solanaceae. The record is from RefSeq and is a predicted model, not a curated record. Gene Ontology annotation, molecular function: protein binding.